Molecule: messenger RNA, 597 nt
Organism: Emiliania huxleyi CCMP1516
Lineage: Eukaryota; Haptophyta; Isochrysidales; Noelaerhabdaceae
Product: putative ETHE1 protein
Exons: 1
Biological process (GO): glutathione metabolic process; hydrogen sulfide metabolic process
Molecular function (GO): sulfur dioxygenase activity
Source: RefSeq, a predicted model, not a curated record
AAGGAGUGCAUCAUUAUCGACCCCGUGCUCGAGCAGGUCGAUCGCGACCUCAAGGCCAUCGAUGCGCUCGGGCUGACGCUGACACUCGCCGUUAACACUCAUUGCCACGCUGACCACAUCACGGGUACCGGCGCGAUGAAGCGGCGGCUGGCGGGCCUCAGUUCCCUCAUCUCCAAGGCGUCCGGCGCAAAGGCCGAUCGCCACUUGAAGCCCGGCGAGGCGGUGCGCUGGGCCGGCGGCCGUCGCACGCUCGCGGCGCUCGCCACGCCCGGGCACACGCCCGGGUGCAUGUCCUUCUUCGACGACUCCAUCGGGUGCGUUUUCACGGGUGACGCGUUGCUCAUCGGCAGCUGCGGGCGCACCGAUUUCCAGCAGGGCAACCCUGAGGUGCUGUACGAUUCGGUGCACGCUAAGCUCUUCAGCCUGCCCGAAACGACGCUCGUGCUGCCCGCACACGACUACAAGGGACGCGCCUACUCCACCAUCGCCGCGGAGAAAAGCAGCAACCCGCGGCUCAGCAAGAGCAAAGCAGAGUUUCUCGAGAUCAUGCGAAACCUCGAGCUGCCCUACCCCGACAGAGUCCUGACAGAGUCCUGA